Messenger RNA from Temnothorax curvispinosus, 2011 nucleotides. RefSeq names its product vacuolar protein sorting-associated protein 33A-like (gene car). Gene Ontology annotation, biological process: intracellular protein transport; vesicle-mediated transport. The transcript has 8 exons. Gene Ontology annotation, cellular component: CORVET complex; lysosome. The record is from RefSeq and is a predicted model, not a curated record. The coding region runs from base 102 to 1925 and encodes 607 amino acids. NCBI's taxonomy places the organism in Eukaryota, Metazoa, Arthropoda, Insecta, Hymenoptera, Formicidae.
CGUCGUCGUGUCACAGUGACAGUGUAUCCAAUCAAGCAGUCUCGGUCGUCUGAUAAAAUGUUACGUACAGUCGAUGCAUUGUAAAAUUUUACAGAGCUAUUAUGUCGUAUCUAGCGGGAGGUAGGCUGAACGUCGGGCUUGUUCAGGAACAGGCGAGAAAGCGACUGCUUUGUCUGCUGGAGAAGUGCGAUGGCCCAAAGGCUAUUAUAUGGGAUCAGUCGUUGGCCGGACCGAUCGGUCUUGUCGCCAAGUACAAUUUGCUAGAAGAGUACGGUGUUGUGAAGAUGUACCCGCUGUACGGUGGAACCUUGACAAUACCGCCUAACAUUAGUAAUGUCAUAUUCAUCUCGAGGCCGCAGUUAGAGCUCAUGGAUCUGAUUGCCGAGAAUGUUCAUGGAGAAGAGGGCAAGAGGCCGCGUAAAGAAUUUCACUUGUUCUUUGUGCCACGCAAGAGUCUACUUUGUCAAAAGAAGCUCCAGAAUCGCGGUGUCUUUGGCAGCUUCACGCUGAUAGAAGAAUUUAAAUGUGAUCUCUUUCCGUUUGACAACGAUCUGCUAUCGAUGGAACUGAGCGGAUCCUUCAAGGAGUUCCACUUGGAAAACGAUCCCACUUGCCUGUAUCAAGUCGCGCAGGCCAUACAAGGCUUGCAAAAAUUGUACGGGAAAAUCUCGAAAGUCACGGGAAGGGGACCAGCUGCCAGCAAGGUUUGGGAAUUGCUGGAAAGGCUAAAUAGAGAAGAGGAAGAUAACAAAUCACUCCCGGUCUCGGGCUCCGUUGCCAUUGAACACUUAUUAUUACUGGAUCGAUCUGUAGAUUUACUCUCGCCUCUAGUUACGCAGUUGACAUAUGAAGGGUUAAUCGACGAAAUAUACGGAAUAAAGUACAAUACUGUGCAAUUACCUGCAAGAAAAUUCCAUGAUUCUGACGAUUCUCCCACAUCAAUGUCUCUAAACGAUAAGGAACAAAUCAUAUUAAAUUCAGGAGAAGAACUUUUUGCUGAGAUCAGAGAUAAAAAUUUCAAUGGUGUUGGCCCAGUUCUUAGUAAGAAAGCUAAAGUAAUUUCAUCACAGUUUGACGAGAGACACGGCGACAAGAGCGUGCAAGAAAUUAAACAGUUUGUUGCGAGAUUACCACAUAUGCUAGCAACAAAGCAAUCUUUAGCAAGACACACCACAAUCGCCGAGAUGAUAAAAGAGGUAACCGACUCGAGCAACUUCUUGGAAUCGUUGCAAGUCGAGCAAGAACUGUUAAACUGUAUCGACACGGACAAGCCAAAUGCGUACAUCGAAGAUAUGAUAGCGCAGCAACAACCGUUACUCAAAGUUCUACGUCUCCUUUGCAUACAAUCGUUGACAAACUCCGGUCUAAAACCAAAACUGCUAGAUUACUAUAAGAGAGAAAUAAUUCACACUUAUGGAUUCCAACAUUUGCCAACUAUAUUAAAUCUGGAAAAGGCUGGAUUAUUGAAGCAACAGCAGUCAGUGCGACAAUACGCAGUUUUAAGAAAAGCAUUGAGGCUCACUGUCGAGGACGAGAGUGAAAUAGCACCGAAAGAUAUCAGUUACGUACAUUCCAUAUAUGCACCGCUGAGCGUGAGACUAGCGGAGCAACUGGUACAACUAAACGGAUGGCAAGGAUUGAACGACGUGAUGGGAUUAUUACCAGGACCUACCAUAAGCAGCGUCCCGUACAAUGUAUCCUCAUCAGUAAGACGAAAUUCUAUUACCAGCGAAGAUUCUAGUUCGGAACCACCAAAAUUAAUUCUAGUAUUUUUUAUCGGAGGAUGCACUUUCGCCGAGAUAUCUGCUCUCCGGUUUCUAUCGCAACAAGAAGACUUAAAUGUCGAGUUCGUCGUGGGAACUACUAGGUUAAUCAAUGGCGACACGUUUCUCACUUCUUUGAUGGAAGAUUUGGAACGCACGUGAAAAGAAAACUGCUUUAAUUAAAAAUACCGAAAUAGAAUAUUUAAAUUUUUUUGUGAUAACGAAAAACUGUAAAUAUAUUUCUUCUC